Molecule: messenger RNA, 1912 nt
Organism: Beta vulgaris subsp. vulgaris (sugar beet)
Lineage: Eukaryota; Viridiplantae; Streptophyta; Magnoliopsida; Caryophyllales; Amaranthaceae
Product: probable sodium/metabolite cotransporter BASS1, chloroplastic
Exons: 7
Coding region: 427-1719 (430 amino acids)
Cellular component (GO): membrane
Source: RefSeq, a predicted model, not a curated record
CCCCUUUUGUAAAUUUCUCCAAAAAAAUUUGUUGAUGGCACCUGAUGAACAUUGCCAAAAACUCCAUUGGGAUACCUUGUAAAAAGAUCCGAAAAAGAAAGAAUUAGCAUUCCUCCAAGGUUGAUUGUCGUCCUCUUAAUUCGUACUAUGCUUGUAGUCUUCUUCACGAGGAGCACUCUGCUAGUUACAACUUACAUACAUGUGCCUUCGUACUCGAACAGCCGCUGUGGUGAUUACUUUGACGUUACCAAAAGUUCUCCCAAAACUCGUGCCUUAAAUUAUCUCACUUUCACAGUUUCUAAACUCUCAUAAUCUGCGUUUUAAACACUUCCAAAUCCACUUUUCGCGCCUUUGCAACAUCACCUCAUCAUCAUUCAUCUCUAUACCCUAUCUCUCCUACCCAUUUUGAUUAGUUUCAACUGAAAAAUGUCGCAAUUCUCACUCUCAUCCCUCCAUAAAACACCAAAACCUCACCUUUUUCCAAGCAACAGCAAGCACACACCAUCAAUCGUUAAUCCCACUACCCAAUUUCUAUCUCUUCCCAACAAAAACUCACAGUUGCAAAUCCCAUCACCAUUCAAAUUAAAAUGCCAACAUAAUAGUUUUUCGACUCAAUUGAUAAACCCCAUUUCAUUCCCCACAAUCCAAAAACGUUUUCUUAUUUCUAAACCAAGGAAUGCUACCAAACGUUGCACUCAGCUUCUUUGCGGCAAUUCGUCGAACAGCUUGAGUGCAAAUAACAAAUCGUCGUUUAGGGGGUUAAUUGAAACUCUCAGUGAAGCAGUUUCUACUGCAUUCCCAAUAUGGGUUGCUUUGGGAUGUUUGAUGGGACUUUUGAAGCCGGAUUCUUUCAGUUGGGUCAAACCCCAGUUGUCAAUUUGGGGAUUGACCAUCACUAUGCUGGGUAUGGGUAUGACACUUACUUUGGAUGAUCUGAGUGGAGCUAUGGCUAUGCCUAAAGAAGUGAUUGCUGGUUUUUUGCUUCAGUACUCGGUGAUGCCAUUGUCUGGUUUCUUUAUCAGCCGGCUAUUAGGGUUGCCAUCCCAUUAUGCAGCUGGCCUAAUAUUAGUUGGCUGUUGCCCUGGUGGGACAGCGAGUAACAUUGUCACCUAUCUUGCCCGUGCAAAUGUUGCUCUUUCAGUGCUGAUGACAGCGGCAAGUACAUUUUCAGCCGUGGUCAUGACUCCAUUCCUCACUGCUAGACUUGCUGGGCAAUAUGUUCCAGUUGAUGCAACUGGACUUCUGAUGUCAACUCUUCAGGUUGUGUUGCUUCCAGUGUUAGCUGGGGCGUUCUUUAACCAGUAUUUCCAGGGCCUGGUUAGAUUAGUUUCACCAUUGUUGCCACCCAUUGCUGUGGCUACUGUCGCGGUUCUAUGUGGCAAUGCAAUUGCGCAGAGUUCUUCUGCAAUCUUGAUGUCUGGUCAGCAAGUCGUGCUGGCUUGUUGUCUCCUUCAUGCAUCCGGGUUUUUCUUUGGAUAUAUGCUUGCAAGGUUGCUUGGAAUUGAUAUGUCAUCUGCUAGGACCAUAUCAAUAGAGGUUGGCAUGCAGAACUCGGUUCUUGGGCUAGUGCUCGCAAACCAGCAUUUCGGGAACCCAUUGACUGCAGUUCCUUGCGCAGUCUCUAGUGUUUGUCACUCAAUUAUCGGAAGUGCUUUGGCGGGAAUUUGGAGAUACUCAACACCUAAGGAGAGAAGCCAGAGUGAGUUGCCUCUUAAUUAGCGCUGCUCCUGUUCAUUUUGCCGCCACUUGUAAUUACCUUCUUUUCUUUGUAUUCUCUUCACUCUCCAAGUCUCCAACUUGUAAUUUCUUAAGUUGGAAAUUUUGUAAUAAAGUAUCUCAUUUGCUAAACGACGCCCUAAAUUUUCCCAUUAACGCCCUAAAUACGUAUAAUAUACGUAUUUUUUCAUUUUCA